AUGUCCGAAAACCCUCACGAGCCCGUCCCCACCCACCCCAUCGCGCCCAGGCUCAAGAAUGGCCUCAAACAGCCGCACAUUGGACCUGACAUCCACGCAUACAGGGCAUUCCACGAGCAAACACUCGGCCAUGAGAGCGACAAGUGGUGGGCGAAGAUGGCGCGAGAGACGAUCUCCUGGGACCGCCCGUUCCACACCGUGCGGGCAGGUGGAUUCGAGACGGGCGACAUUGUCUGGUUCCCCGAGGGUGGAUUGAACGCGUCAUACAAUUGCGUCGAUCGGUGGGCGUUCAAGCAUCCAGACAAGACUGCGAUCAUUUACGAGGCGGAUGAGCCCGGUGAGGGCUACGAGGUCUCAUAUGCCCAGCUGCUCCGCGAGGUGUGCGGGAUUGCGAAUGUGCUCAAGUCGCUCGGCGUCAAGAAAGGCGAUACCGUGUCAGUGUACCUGCCGAUGACAUGGCACGCCGUCGCGGCGUUCCUCGCCUGCGCGCGCAUCGGAGCUGUCCACUCCGUGGUGUUCGCGGGUUUCUCCGCGGAGUCGCUCCGUGAUCGUGUGCAAGACUGCAAGUCGCGCGUCUUGAUUACCUCCGACGAGGGUCGGCGUGGUGGGAAGGCGAUCGCAACGAAAGUCAUCGCAGACGCCGCUGUCAAGGAGUGUCCGGACGUCGAGCACGUACUCGUGCUGAAACGCACGGGUAAUGAUGUACCCUUUACGCCUGGCCGAGACAAAUGGUGGCAUGAGGAGAUCGCAAAGGUGCCGAGCUACUGCCCGCCUGAGGUGAUGUCGUCAGAAGACCCCUUAUUCAUCCUCUACACUUCUGGCUCUACCGGCAGGCCGAAGGGUGUUGUCCAUACCACCGCUGGAUACCUACUCGGUGCUGCUUUGACGGUGAAGUACAUCUUCGAUGUACAUCCCGAUGACAGGUUCGCUUGCAUGGCAGAUAUUGGCUGGAUUACGGGACACACAUACAUCGUUUACGGCCCCCUGAUGAACGGCGUGUCCACGAUGGUGUUUGAAUCGACGCCCGUCUACCCGACCCCAUCCCGCUAUUGGCAGACGGUCGACAAGUUCAAGGUCACGCAGUUUUACUCCGCCCCAACUGCCAUCCGUCUCCUGCGCCGUCUCGGUGACCACCACGUGAAGGAUCAUGAUCUUAGCACUCUGCGCGUUCUUGGUAGUGUCGGCGAACCGAUUAAUCCGGAAGCGUGGCAUUGGUAUAAUGAUCACGUUGGGCGCAAGCAGUGUGCCAUUGUCGACACCUUCUGGCAAACGGAAACAGGCUCCAUCGUGGUGACCCCCUUCCCCGGUGCGAUCGAGACGAAGCCAGGCGCGGCAACGGUGCCUUUCUUCGGAAUCGAGCCUGCAAUCUUGGACCCGGUCACGGGUAAGGAGAUUGAAGGUCCGAAUGUUGAGGGGGUCCUCGUGCUCAAGACCCCUUGGCCGUCCAUCGCGCGCACGGUGUACCAAGAUCACAAGAGAUAUCUGGAGACGUAUAUGAAGCCGUACCCCGGUGUCUUCUACACUGGUGAUGGUGCUGCGCGCGACGAGCACGGGUACAUCUGGAUUAAGGGGCGCGUUGAUGAUGUCAUCAACGUCUCCGGUCACCGGUUGUCGACCGCAGAGAUCGAGUCUGCGCUUAUCACGCACGCUGGCGUUGCAGAGACCGCCGUCGUGGGCACAGCAGAUGAGUUGACAGGCCAGGCCGUCUACUCUUUCGUGACCCUGAAGCCGGAAUUCACCUUCGAUCCGAAUGAGGAGGCCGCUCUCGUCAAGGAGCUCACGCUGCAAGUGCGCAAGGUCAUUGGUCCUUUUGCAGCGCCGAAGAAGGUGUACAUCGUACCUGAUCUGCCGAAGACGAGGUCCGGCAAGAUCAUGCGACGCAUCAUGCGCAAAAUUGUAGCGGGAGAGGCGGAUCAGCUGGGCGACCUGAGCACGCUCGCGGACCCGAGCAUCGUGGACGUCAUCAAAGCGAAGGUGGCGUCUGCGUGA
Messenger RNA from Postia placenta MAD-698-R-SB12, 1989 nucleotides. RefSeq lists its product as hypothetical. Bases 1 to 1989 code for a protein of 662 amino acids. The transcript is spliced from 14 exons. NCBI's taxonomy places the organism in Eukaryota, Fungi, Basidiomycota, Agaricomycetes, Polyporales, Adustoporiaceae. Gene Ontology annotation, cellular component: cytosol. Gene Ontology annotation, molecular function: AMP binding; acetyl-CoA synthetase activity. The record is from RefSeq and is a predicted model, not a curated record.